Molecule: messenger RNA, 6974 nt
Organism: Physella acuta
Lineage: Eukaryota; Metazoa; Mollusca; Gastropoda; Physidae
Cellular component (GO): intracellular anatomical structure
Molecular function (GO): RNA binding; zinc ion binding; helicase activity
Source: RefSeq, a predicted model, not a curated record
CUAGAGACAUACUGCAGUGAAUAAUGAUCGCGAAAUCGUCAAUUUUAGAUCAGUCAAAAGCUAGAGCUAGACUGGGUUUUUACCCGUAAUAAAAAUAAAAAUGUUUGAAUCCUGAGAAGAAGAAAUCACAUUUUUCACAAUACAACCAAGGUUCUACUAAAAAACAAAAUCAGCUGAAUAAUUUUCCGUCAACGCAGAUCCUGUUAUGUCUGAAAGAAAAUAUUUUGGCAGAGCAGGCAGGCCACAGAAGUCUUCAGUUAGUCGCUCAACUCAAAUCAACUCAAGCGCGAGAAAUGCACAGGUUCAGCAUAGUAACCAUGACAACUGGAGCAUGCAGCGGCUGGCGACAGCUAGUGGACUGAGAACAGAACGGGAUGAGUUAUGGGAUGAGUCAUGGGAUGAGUCCUACAGGCAGACAGGCGGCCUCUUCUACAACACAACUUACACAAACAGUCAAGGAUCAAGGUCAAACUCUUCAGUUAGCAUGGAGAGUUUAAACUCUGUGGGUAGCUCUCAAGGUCAUGCUAGAGGCUAUCACUCAAUGAGUAACACUCAAGGUCAUGCUAGAGGCUAUCACUCAAUGAGUAACACUCAAGGUCAUGCUAGAGGCUAUCACUCAAUGAGUAACACUCAAGGUCAUGCUAGAGGCUAUCACUCAAAGGAUAGCUCUCAAGGUCAUGCUAAAGGCUAUCACUCAAAGGAUGGCUUUCAAGGUCAUACUGGAGGCUAUCACUCAAAGGAUGGCUCUCAAGGUCAUACUGGAGGCUAUCACUCAAAGGAUGGCUCUCAAGGUCAUACUGGAGGCUAUCACUCAAUGAGUAACUCUCAAGGUCAUACUGGAGAUGAUUUCAGGACAGGGGACACAACUCCAGCUGCUGACAAAACAGCUGUUAACAAAAAUAAAAUUAGAAACAGGAGAAAAAAUAAGAAAUUAGAGAAAACAGCCAGACCAUUCAAAACUAUAGCUAGCAUUGAAAUCAUGAAGCAGUUUACUAGUGAGAAGAAUUUAAAAGAAAUAAUUAAUCAACAUAUAAAUACAUCAGAAAAGUGCAUGGUUACUUUGAAUGAAGCAUCUGUUGUUUGUGGGAAAAGUAAAGGCCAGUUCAUAUUGGUUGUUAAUGCAAAUAAAUUAAUGGCUGAGAAAGUAGUUAAAGAGUUCAGCCAAAAUGUAAAAAUGGCCUUGAAUGUUCCAGUCAGUUUUGAGAUAGCAAACAGCCCAGACCAGGAGGAAGAAGAUAACAAGACGUUCAAACAAACCAACAUUCAGGACGGUGAAAGAAAAGAACCAAGGGCCUGGUCUAAUCCAGAACAAGACUUUUUAAAACCAAAAACAAAAGUUGAGACAUCUGUAAAAAAAUAUGGUGCCCAAAAUAAAAUGGCUGAAAAUGUUAAUUCAUCAAAGUUGGUUAAAACUGAAGAGACUUCAAGUCCUCGGCCCACAAAAGUCUCAGUUUCUGUUGGGAAAAGUUUCUCUAGUAAAACUGAAGCCAGAGAUUUUUUCCAAAAUUACCUGUACCAUCAGGUCAGUAUGGAUAAUUUGUCCGAGGUUCAGCUACUGGAUUCUCGUACAAUUUUUGAAAUGUUUUGUCCAAGCAAAUCUGCUGCCUCCAGGCUUGUCAAGAAACUGAACAGGGUAAGACUAGAAGGAAUCUCUGUGCGACCUUUGAUAGCAGACACAGCUGUAGGCAAGAAUCCCCCACUGAAGAGUGAACACCUCAGAACUCAGGUUGAUGCUACUGUUUGUGACAUUGAUAGAAAGAUGGUCUCUAGCAUGGAGAAACAUAAAGUAAAGAUAAGAUUUUAUGAAGAAGCACUUAAAAAACAUGAAGAAAAGAAUCGUUCUAAUGAAGAGUCUAUUAAAACAUUAGAUUCACCUGCUUUUGUUGAGGAAAGCGAAGAUGAUGUUGACAACAGUGAAGAGCUGGCCCUAAGAGAUAAAUUUGUUGAGUUAACUAAACAGCUGAAAGUUUUUGAAGAUGAUUGUAAUGAACUAAAAGAAAGAGUGAAACAGCUGAAUCUAUUGACAGCUUCAAUGACAGAUUUGAACAAUGUCCUUGAGACAGUGGGAGUGGAGUGUCAACGACUGAGCACAGCUUUACCCAUUUACGCCAGGAGAAAGGACAUUGUAGAACAUGUUAAGGCAAACCAAGUCUCUGUCAUACUGGGUGAGACAGGCUCAGGAAAAAGUACCCAGAUAGCCCAGUACCUGUACGAGGCUGGUCUAGCAGGAAGUGGUGCUAUCAUCUGUACACAGCCUCGUAAAGUGGCGGCCAUAACUCUUGCUGAACGUGUGGCGAAGGAGAUGGUGAAGAAAGUUGGGGGUCUUGUUGGCUACAAAACUGGAAUUAAAAAAACGGUCUCACAAGUGACCAAAAUAAUCUUCUCAACUGACCACUGUUUGCUAAAUGAGUGCCUGAAAGAUGCAGAGCUCACUGAGUACUCUUGCAUCAUUGUGGAUGAAGCACACGAGCGCAGUAUUUACACUGACCUUCUACUGGGCAUGAUCAAAGCUUGUUUACCCAAAAGACCUGAUUUGAAAGUGGUCAUUACAUCAGCCACUAUAGAACCUGAACUUUUUAUCAGGUACUUCCAAUGUGGGCCAGAGUUGAGAGUUUCAGGAAGAACAUUUCCAGUAGAUGUCUUGUAUGAGAUGGACAACACAAAUGAGUUUGAAGAUUAUGAAAAGAAAGCGGUUGCUAAAGCAGUACAUGUCCACAAGAAUGAAGGUCCUGGUGAUAUUCUUGUUUUUCUCACUUCCCCUGUUGAAAUCAUGAGAUGCUGUGAAGAGUUAGUCAAACAGUUAGCAGCAGGUGCCACAGAAAGACAGCUAGCAGACUUCAAAUGUUUUCCACUUCAUGGACAGCUUCCACCUGAUGAACAAAAGAAAGUCUUUCAGCCUCUUUCAGAUGGAGUAAGGAAAAUAGUUUUUGCCACAAACUGUGCAGAAACCUCCAUUACAAUUGAUGGCAUUAAGUAUGUUAUAGACACAGGUGUGGCCAAAGAAAUGAAAUAUGAUCCCAAGAAAAACAUCAAUCUUCUGGGGACACACGUCAUCAGCAAAAGCUCCGCUGACCAGAGGAAAGGCAGAGCUGGACGUACUGCCAGUGGCAAGUGCUACAGGCUCUACACUGAAGAGAGCUACCACUCCAUGGCCACCAUCAGUGAUCCAGAAAUUCUUCGAGUCCACCUGGGUCAAGCUGUCCUGAAACUUGCAGAACUUGGCAUUGACUGUACCAAGUAUGAGUUUGUUCAGCCCCCCAGCAAGGAGGCCAUUGACUCAGCUUUGACCCUUCUGCACCAGCUUGGGGCAUUGAACUCAAGUGGAAUAACAGACAUUGGGAGAUGGAUUUCAAAGUUACCCUUUGACCCCAGACAAGGCUACCUAAUCUUCCAAGGAAACAAAGAAAACUUACUGUAUGACUCUGUGGUUGUGGCAGCUCUGAUAACCCACGGGACAAAUCUGUUUUACAGGGGCCUAGCAGAGUCUGAACAACAGAAAUCAUCCCAGAAAAAAAAUCUCUUCAGUUCUGAGUUUGGUGAUAUAUUUACACACUUGCAAGUUUACAAACAGUGUGAAAAGCUUGAUAAAUCUGGACAGUCCAAAUGGUGUAGAGAAAACAGCAUUAAUUAUAAAAUCUUUAACUUUGUCAAGCAAUGUGUUGGUGAAGUGUCUUCUGUAUUGAAAAAAGAACUUGGUACUUCCAUGGAUUAUGUUUUCAAUGAAGAUAAGGCAACUCUCAACGCUUUGAGAAAAAUUAUCUUUCUGUCUUACCUCCCUUCACUGAGUCAUUAUCUGGGCCAUAUAAAAGCUGGAUAUUUUGUACCUUUGGUAGAAAGACAAGUACAUUUUCAUCCAUCCUCUAGUCUGGUGUCCCAAAAUGCCCAACCAGAAUGGGUAGUGUACACAGAGUUGACUAAAACUUCCAGAGAUUUCAUCAAAGGAAUGACAGUGGUUGAUGAAGACUGGGUCACUGAGGCCAUUGCCAGCCAAAAAAUUUCCCUCAACCUGCAGAGUGUCAGGGAGAGGAGGAUCAAAGUUGUGCACAAAGAGGAAGUUGGAAGGUUUAUAUUUCAAAAGAUUGUUGGUCCAAGGUACAGUAAUCUGCGCCAGUUGGAAAAUGAGUUGCUUGAAGAAGGAAUGGCCAACAUUGUUGUAGAAGCUGACAGAGAACUGGGUACCAUUGAGAUCUACUCUACAUCUACUAUGGUAAACUUGAGCUACACUGUGAUUGGCCCCACAAAAGUUGCAUGUUGGGACGUCUUAAAAUCUGAAGAGGAAGAGUUGUGCCUCCUGAAAACUUCCUCUGGGAAAGACAAGUGUGGGUUUCGAGUGAGUCUGGGUCAAGGAGGAACCGUCAAGUGCCUGCUCCUGCCUGACCAGAGCAACAAAGUCCUGGUGAGGAAUACCAGCCGCGCCACAACAGAAGAGGAGGUCAGGGAGAAGUUUGAAAGCUUUGGUCACGUCAAGCAGCUGGUACGCUUCAAGAAGUUCAAUCCUUGGGGUUUUGUUCGAUACGCCUCAUACUUGGAAGCUGAAAGAGCUGCCGAGUCUACAAGCAAGGACGAGUACAUGGCUGGGAAAUUAAAAAUUGAUAAAUUUUUCGGGAAGGAAAAAAGCAAAUUCGAGGCUAAAUUAACAUAUUGUAGGCGCCCAAUUAAAGGCAAAGGAACUGCUUUUAUAAAAUGCCCACCAAACAUCAGAGAAGAUCUUUUUGGUCGACAUCUGAGUUUGUCCACUGGCUUGGUUGAUUUAAAAUAUGCUCGAGAUAGUGAUGAUUUAAUUUGUUUUAAAACUGGAUCCGCAGAAGAAAUAGAAAUCAAAGACAGGGUUUUAGAUUUACUCCAUGAUCGUGAUGAAAUGAGUAAAAAGAUUCGCAUCACUGUCGCUCGUGAGAAAGCUACCAUUCCCAUUGAAACAGAAGUUAAAGAGUUUCAAAAAAAAAUUACAACUGAACUUCAGUGUUACAUACCACAAGAGAAGUUUCAAUUAAAUUUAAUUCCUCCUAAAGAAAACUCUAUUAACCUGGUGGGUUUUAUUCAGUUUGAUGAUCCGGUCAGUGGCUUUCAUGCCUGUCGCGCAGUUGAAAAUAGGUUUAGAAUGCUUGGCCAAAAGGCCUUAAGCAUUAGUCCAUCUCUUAAGACAACGAUGCACGUACCUAAGUUUAUAAUGAGUGUUUGUGAAACUCGCCUGGAUGAAAUCACCAAAGGCCUGAAAUAUCAUAAAGGCGUAGAAGUGACAAAAAGGUGUUUGAAAAAAGGGGACUUUGUCCUUGAAAUUAAAUCAGUCAGAGCCCUGUAUAUUGUUGAAGCCAGGGACUUGAUUCAGAAAGAGCUAGAUGGUGAGGUCAUUGACUGCGGGGUCAAUGACCUUCUGAGAAAUCUCAUCAAACAGGAAGGGAGAGAGUUUUUACGUCAAAUUGAAAAAUCCGAGUCAGUGCUUAUUGUGGUUGACGACAGAAGGGAAAAAGUGUACCUACACGGAGCCAUGAGCAGGAUCAGCCAAUGUCAGUCUAAAAUCAAUGCGUUCCUAGAUCGGCUGAGCAAGGGCAGGCAUGUUUCUGUCAACCUGAGGGGGCCAGGCAGACCCAUGGGGCUGAUGAAGGCCCUGCUGGUCAAAUACGACAAUCUCCAGGAGGACAUGACCAAAACGUUUCAGCUCAGCAGUGUAAACAUUGAUUUUAAACUGCAGAAGCUCUCCCUUGUUGGAGACACGGAAGCUGUAGACAAGGCACUGGCCAGCAUCACAGAACUAGAGUCUAGCCUGGUGUCUUCCUGCAGACAGGCGGGGGUGAGAGAGUUGCCGGACUGCACCGUGUGCAUGUGCCCAGUGGACAGCGUGGACGACGUGUACAGGCUGGAACUAUGUGGACAUUGCUACUGUCUGACCUGUUUGAAGGGGCUUUUCACCGUCUCUGUGGAUGAGAAAAAGUUUCCGCUUGAGUGCGCUGACGAGGGCUGCCAGUCUCAGCUGGUUUGGAAAGACUUCCAGUUCAUGAUCAGGAACAAGUGGGUGACAGAAGAGAAGCUGGUCCAUAUCCAUAGGUCAUUGAACUCUAUGGUUUCUCUGAAUCCAAGCAAGUACAAAUUCUGCUUGACCCCCAACUGUCCUAUCGUGUAUGAGGUGACCACCUGUGAAGAGGGCAGUGAGUUUACCUGCCCAUCCUGCUCUGUCAGCCUGUGCACCUCCUGCCACACAGUGUACCACGCAGGUCUCACCUGUAAGCUGGUAGAAACAGCGAGCCUUGCUGACAAACAAUUUGAAGAUUGGAAAGCGUCAAAUUCUAAACGUAUAAAAAGUUGUCCCAAGUGUGGAUGCACCAUUGAGAAAAUUAAGGGUUGCAACAGAAUGCACUGUAAGCUGUGUAGAACCCAAUUUUGUUGGCAUUGCUUAGCUUAUUUUUCAGAUGAUCAGCAAUGCUAUGCUCAUCUUAUGAAAGUACAUGGAGAUAUCUUUUAAAUACAUCUUUAGAACUUACAAAGCCGAUUAAUCUUUUUUCUAAAUAGUUAUUAAGAAAAUUGUAACCUCCAAAUAAACUCUCUAAACCAUGAUGGUAUGGGGAACAGAAUUUGAUUUAUUUAACUUGUCAUGUUAUCGGCUCUUGUGUGUGAGGUUCAUCCUUUAAUGACAAUUAAAUAAUUAAUGCAAAUGAAACUAACUCCAUCAAUAGCUUUUUUAAUGUUUCGUUCAGUGCAACACUUCGGUUAUUUUGAUCCUAAUAAUUGUCUACAAGUCAUGCUUUGAUUGUAUUACUGAUCUAUUAUUUUUUCUCUACUGCUAUUAGAAAAUAUAGUACAGCUUGAUAUAUUGGGCGAGUUUUGCUAGCAAGCGUUAAGAUUUUUAAAGGAAAUUUAUUUAAGUUGAAUAUUUAAAUGUUAAAUAACUGAAAAUUGUGAUAUUGUUAAAUUUGAAAUUAAAAUAUACACAUAAUUUAUUCCUCCAUUUUUAGGAAAAUCCAUUCUUACUGUGAUUUUUC